AUGGACUGUAUGUUCGACAAAAAUUCCCAUGGAGAGGUUUCCAGACGAGAGUCCAGUGAACGACUUCUCGCAGAGGAAGAAGGCACUCUCUGGAGUGGAAAGGAAACACCAACACCCACAUGUAACAGCUUUGCAGCAUGUCUCUUGCAGCUGAGUGCACUUGUGUCAGUAUUCUUAGUCGGGACUCUAUUCGGCUUUCACUGGCGUGGUGACCUGAAUGGCCUUUGCAAUCGACACGUUUCUCAAUAUUCAACCGUCAUGAAGGAAGUUGGCAUUCGAUAUAGCCUGCAAGAAUUCAAUGGCUCUCUCCUCAAAGAGAAUGUUUUCCGACAAGAUGCUGGCCCGGAUGUUGAUGCAGCAUGGGACUCUCUAGGCGUCAACUACCGCGGUGUUCGAAUACCACCAGAAGACGCCGAACAAUCUGGACUUGCUACCGACCAAGUCAAGAUCAAUGCGAAGUAUGGGGGAGGAUUUCCUGCAAAUGUUGAGGGCUUGCACCACCUUCACUGUCUGAAUCUCCUUCGUCAGUCACUCUAUUAUAACUACGACUACUACCACGCAAAGGGGGAAGGGCCCUUCACGAACAAUGACUAUAUCGUCCGCCACCACGUGUCACAUUGCCUCGAUAUUCUUCGUCAAGAGCUCAUGUGUACGGUCGACAGCGGAGUCUUGGGUCAAGUCUGGAUCUACCCUGAGAACCCGGAGCCCUAUGUUGACUUCAACACUCAGCAUCGAUGUAAAAACUUCGACGCGGUCCGUCGCUGGGCCGAAAAGAACCAGCUGCCUCAAGAUCCCCCUGCGGACUUUUUGCAGCCACCAUCACAGGGAGACCGAAUUUAUAGCCAAAUGCCAUGA
This is a messenger RNA of Penicillium samsonianum, 855 nucleotides long. RefSeq names its product oxidase ustYa family protein. Lineage: Eukaryota; Fungi; Ascomycota; Eurotiomycetes; Eurotiales; Aspergillaceae. Bases 1 to 855 code for a protein of 284 amino acids. The transcript is spliced from 5 exons. The record is from RefSeq and is a predicted model, not a curated record. Gene Ontology annotation, biological process: mycotoxin biosynthetic process.